GCGCCAAAAAAGACAGGGCUGCAGCGACGCGCCUGAGGCUCCAACAAACACGGGGACCAGCGCGCCGCGUUCUCAAGGACCACAAGAACUGCCCUGAGCCGCCGCGCGUGUCUCCGGUCCGCCCUCGCCGCGUAACAAAAAGAAGUGCGGUGAGCACUUAGCGCGCCAAACGCCACCGCGGCCAGCGCGGAGCGCCCCCGAGCGCUAAAAAACCAUGGCCAUGUACCGCCAACGCCAAGCAUUAGAUCCCAUCCUCGAGCGCCAGCGCCACGGCGGCAAGAAAGCCAAGGUGAGCAAGGACGCGCCGCCCGGCGCGAGAUUGAGAGCUUUGGUGGACCGCUGCCCCGACGACGUCGAGACGCGAGCCGCCCGGCUCAUCGGCGAGUGGCGUCGUCUAGGAAUUGAGCCCCAGCCGCCGCGCGACGCCGCGCGCUUAGGCGCCGACGUCUUCUCUUUGGUCUGUUCCUGCUCCGUGCGACCGAAGCUCGCGCCGGUGCUCGAGUUAUUACUCGAUGAAGAAGACGGCCUGAACGCGGACCCGAACCUCGCGACGCCGUCGGGGCUCACGCCGCUCCAUCUCGCGGCGGAGUACGACAACUUCGCCGCCGUGGCCUGCCUCAUCCGCCACGGCGGGGACCUGCAAGCCCGAGAGCACGCCUUCGACCGCAUGCCCGUGCACGUGGCGGCGGCCUACGCGGGGCCGGUGACGGUCAUGUCCCUGGUCGUCGAGACGGGCCGGCAGAUCGAGGACGAGAUGCUCGACGCGGGCGCGGAUCCGGAGGCGACGGCGCGCGCGGCGUCGGCGCGGAUUUUAGAUGAUGCGAGCAAGCAGGGGACGCCGGCAGAGCUCGCGAAGAAGCGCCUGCCGGACGAGGAGUCGUGGCGCGUGCGCAAGGUGCUGGUCGAGGGCGCGUGGGACGAGGCCUGGCUCGAGAAGGAGAAGAACGAGCCGGACCCGGGCCCCUGUGGGGAUGAGAUGCGGGCGCUGCUGCGCGGCGAGGUCGUCGAAGAGAUUGAAGAGGAGGAGGUCGUGCCUGAGGCAUUACUGGCGCCGGCCACGGGCAAGGAGAACGCGGGCCUCGGGCCGCGCGCCGUGACGAUGGAGACGGGCGCGCCGCUGCCGGAGCAGCCCCAAGGCCUCGGCGAGCGCACCGUGACGCUCGACCAGCGGGCGGACCCGGUCGAGCUCGUCGGGCGCGGGCCGCCGCCCGUCACGCCGGUCUCGCAGGACGACGCGGCGCCGCCGCCGGCCGCGCCGAGCUGGUUUCCGCCGGCCGAACCCGUCACGCAGGACGAGGACGCGCCCAUGCCGCCCGCGGCCGACGACGACGACGACGACGUCCCAACGCCGCAGGCGCCGGCCGUCGUCACGCCGGCGACGAAGCCCCGGCGGCCGCGCCGCCCGCCGCCGGAGCUCUACGUGCCGCCGCCCGCGCCGACGCCCAAAAAGCGCUCCAAGCGCAAGGCCCCGGCGCCGGCGGGGCCGCCACGCCGCCGCUCCCGCAACUCGCAGCCCGCGUACACGUCCGCGGACUUUGCGCGCGUCGUCGCCGAUGAGUACGCGCGCCGCGUGACGAAGAAGCCGGCGACGCCGCGCAAGCCGCCGCGCGCGCGGCGCGUGACGCCCGACAAGCCGGCGCCGCGGCGCCGCCCGGCGCCGGUCGUCGAGGACGACGAGGCGCCGCCCUUCGCCCCACCGGUCGAGGACGACGAGGAGGCGCCGCCCUUCGCCCCA
Pelagomonas calceolata is the source of this 1735-nucleotide messenger RNA. The record is from the annotation of a GenBank genome assembly. Lineage: Eukaryota; Pelagophyceae; Pelagomonadales; Pelagomonadaceae.